Fusarium oxysporum Fo47 is the source of this 1608-nucleotide messenger RNA. Its product is annotated as flavin-containing monooxygenase. NCBI's taxonomy places the organism in Eukaryota, Fungi, Ascomycota, Sordariomycetes, Hypocreales, Nectriaceae. The record is from RefSeq and is a predicted model, not a curated record. Bases 1 to 1608 code for a protein of 535 amino acids. The transcript is spliced from 2 exons. Gene Ontology annotation, molecular function: flavin adenine dinucleotide binding; NADP binding; N,N-dimethylaniline monooxygenase activity.
AUGACUGUCAAUACAACAGUUCUCGACGCACUCAUCGUCGGCGGCGGGUUCGGCGGUGUCUACCAACUCAAGCGUCUCCGUGAAGAGGGUUACAAUGUCAAACUCGUUGACAUGGCCUCUGACUACGCGGGCGUAUGGUUCUGGAACCGAUACCCAGGUGCUCGAGUUGACAGCGCCAUACCUCACUACGAAUUCUCUGACCCCGAAUUAUGGCGCGAUUGGAACUGGACGCAACGCUUCCCUGGCAGCGCUGAGCUGAGAGAGUACUUCUCCUACGUAGCUGAGAAAUGGAAUCUCCGCAAGGACACAUUCUUCAACACGUAUAUCUCCAAGGCUGUUUGGAACGAAGAAGCGAACAGAUGGGAAAUCGAGAGUAAGGACGGCAAGAAAUUCGUCGCGCGAUACUUAUUCUUAAACACUGGUUUUGCGGCCAAGCGACACACGCCUGACUGGAAGGGUAUCGACAAGUUUAAUGGUCUCUGGAUCCAUCCUUCAUACUGGCCUGCAAAGGAACCUGAUCUGAAGGGCAAGAAGAUUGCUGUCAUCGGAACAGGUUCCACGGGCGUCCAGCUCGCACAAGACCUUAGCCAAGUUGCGAGCCAGUUUGUGCUCUUCCAACGAACACCCAAUAUGGCACUCCCCAUGAAGCAGAUCGAAUAUUCUCGAAACGACAAGUCGAUUUCCGAAGAGCGUUAUAACGAGGUCUUCAAAGGUCGACAUGCUAGCUUUGGUGGAUUUGACUUCAACUUUUAUCCCCGCGACACUUUCAGCGAUGAACCCGAGACGCGUCGUGCAGUAUAUGAAGAACUAUGGACCCAUGGCGAUUUUAAGUUCUGGCUUGCGAACUACCAAGAUAUGAUCUUUAGAGAGGACUCCAAUGCCGAGGCCUAUAAGUUCUGGAAAUCCAAGGUUCGAUCUCGCGUCAAGGAUCCUCGUCUCCAAGAGAUUCUAGCUCCAGAGAAACAGCCAUACAGUUUCGGCUGCAAGCGCAUUUCUCUUGAGAACGGUUUCUACGAGAUAUUCAACCAACCCAACGUCUCCUUGGUAGACGUCAACGCCACGCCAGUCGUUGAAGUUACAGAACGUGGUAUCAAGACAACUGAGAAGGAGUGGGAUUUUGACGUUGUAGUCUGCGCAACUGGUUUCGAUGCCAUCACUGGCGGUCUGAAGGAUAUCGACAUCCGAGGUGUUUCGGGCGUGAAACUCGCUGGUAAGUGGGAGACUGGCGCGAAAACGUACCUUGGCAUGGCCGUUGCUGGGUUUCCGAAUAUGUUCUUCACAUAUGGACCACAAGCACCGACGGCUUUGUGCAAUGGCCCGACAUGCGCUGAGUCACAGGGCGAGUUCAUUGUCAAGGUUAUGAAGUACAUGUCGACCCAUGGCCGUCACAAGAUUGAGGCCCGUGAAGACGCAGAGGCUGAAUGGGGAGCCAAGGUCCGGGACAUUGCUAGUGCUUCUCUUUUACCCAGCACCAAGUCGUGGUAUAUGGGAGAUAAUAUCCCAGGCAAGCCCCGCGAGUGCUUGAUCUACCUCGGCGGUGUUCCAACUUAUACCAAGACGCUGAAAGAUUGUACUGAGAAUGGCUUUGGGGGAUUUCAGCUGAAAUAG